AUGGAGGUCGCAGCUCAAAUCGCUCAGCUGCUGAACGAGACUCUCAGCCACGAUUGCAGCGCCGUCCGCACAGCGACCGAAGCUCUCGAUCGCCUCUCUCAGCUCCCCCAAUUCCCUUACUAUCUCCUCUCCAUCUCCACCGGAGGUCAAGAUCAAGGUCAGAAAGUUGCUGCGGCUGCAUACCUGAAAAACUUCACUAGGCGAAAUGUCGACUGUGAUAAUCCGAAUUCAAAAUCAAACGUCAGCAAGGAGUUCAAGGACCAGCUCUUGCGAGCUUUGCUGGAGUCCGAACAAUCAGUUGUCAAAAUUUUGGUUGAAGUGUUCUGGAUCAUUGUUGUUGCUGAGUUUGUUAAGCAGAAUUCGUGGCCCGAAUUAGUACCUGAUCUGCGGUCGGCCGUUCAAAAUAGUAACCUAAUUAACAAUGGUGCAAACUCCCAAUGGAACACCAUUAAUGCCCUUACGAUUCUUCAGACACUCCUUAGACCUUUUCAGUAUUUUUUGAACCCUAAAGUUGCCAAGGAGCCAAUACCGCCACAGCUAGAGCUAAUUGCAAAGGACAUUCUUGUGCCCUUGUUAACUGUAUUCCAUCAAUUUGUUGAAAAGGGUUUGGGUACUCAUGGCACAACAAAUGCGGAAACAGAGAAUGUCCUUCUGGUUGUCUGCAAAUGCAUAUAUUUUACUGUGAGGUCGCAUAUGCCAUCUGCUUUAGUGCCUCUACUACCUUCAUUUUGUCAUGAUCUAAUUGCCAUUCUUGGAUCUUUGAGUUUUGAUUGCUUGGUUACUCCACAAAAUGGGUACCUGAUGAGGUUGAAGACCGGGAAAAGAAGUUUGCUCAUUUUCUGCAUUCUCAUUACUCGACAUCGGAAGCAUUCUGAUAAGUUGAUGCCAGACAUGAUAAAAUGUGUUUUGAACAUAGUCAAAUAUAGCAAAGAUGUUGGUAGGCUGGAUUUUUUAUCUGAGAGGAUUCUUUCAUUAGCUUUUGAUAUGAUUUCACAUGUUCUUGAAACAGGGCCAGGAUGGAGAUUAGUAUCCCCACAUUUUUCAUAUCUGUUGGACUCUGCAAUAUUUCAAGCAUUGGUAAUGAAUGAAAAGGAUAUCUCAGAGUGGGAAGAAGAUGCAGAUGAGUACAUACGAAAAAAUCUUCCAUCUGACAUUGAAGAAAUCUCUGGCUGGAGGGAGGAUCUAUUUACAGCCAGAAAAAGCGCUAUUAAUUUAAUUGGUGUUAUUUCAGUGUCAAAGGGACCUCAAUUGGGGACUUCUGCUAAUGGCUCAUCAGUGUCAUCAAAGCGUAAAAAAAGUGAAAAGAACAAGAGAAACAACCAACGCUGUUCAAUUGGAGAACUUUUGGUGCUUCCAUUUCUAUCGAAGUUUCCAAUUCCUUCUGAUGUUAAUUCAUCCCAAACUAAAAUUCAGAAUGAUUAUUUUGGUGUUUUGAUGGCAUAUGGUGGCUUGUUAGAUUUUCUAAGAGAGCAGCAACCUGCAUACGCAACUACUCUGGUUCAAACUCGUGUGUUACCAUUGUAUAAAUUAGCAGUGAGCCUACCGUACUUAGUUGCCACUGCAAACUGGGUUCUUGGAGAGCUUGCAUCCUGUCUACCUGAAGAGAUGAGUACAGAUGUCUAUUCCUCAUUGCUCAAGGCAUUGGCUAUGCCUGAUAGUGGGGAUAUUUCUUGUUAUCCUGUGCGGGUUUCUGCUGCUGCGGCUAUUAUGGGACUUCUUGAUAACGACUACCCACCGCCUGAGUGGCUUCCUCUCCUUCAAGUUGUCAUUGGUAGGAUUGGCAAUAACGAGGAAGAGAGCUCUAUUUUGUUUCAGCUUCUCAGUUCCGUGGUGGAGGCAGGAAAUGAAAAUGUUGUAUUUCAUAUCCCCUAUAUUGUUUCAACAUUGGUUGUUGCAAUCUUGAAAUGCAUCCCCUCUGAUCUGAAGCCAUGGCCUCAAAUGGUUGAAAAGGGCUUUGAAACAUUAGCAGUGAUGGACCAGUCUUGGGAAACUUUUACGGGUGAAGAAUCUGAGGAGAAUGAAUCAAGUGAAAAGUGGGUAUCAGGCAGAGUUACCAUCGCUAGAGCUUUCUCUGCUCUCUUGCAACAGGCUUGGCUUACACCAAUGCAUUCAUUGGGUCAGGAAGGUGAGGCUCUGCCCCCUCCAUCUUGCUUGGAUUCUGCAUCAAGAUUGCUCCAAUCCAUCAUGCUAUCUGUUACUGAAAGUAAUGUACUUCUAGAGCUUAAAGUAUCAGAGUUGUUAUUAGUUUGGGCUUAUCUGAUUGCCGACUGGCAUGCUUGGGAAGAAUCAGAGGAUAUGUCAGUCUUUGAGUGCAUUACGGGAGUUGUCAGUCUACACAGGAAAUAUGAGUUGAAGAAUUUUAUAGUGGGACGAAUGCCAUCUCCUCCAGCUCCACCUGUUCCUGAACGUUCCAUAAUAGAAGGCAUUGGUACUUUCGUAAGCGAGGCCGCUUUACACUAUCCUAGUGCAACAUGGGAGGCUUGCUCUUGUAUUCAUAUACUACUACAUGUCCCAAGUUACUCGUCUGAGACAGAAGGUGUGAAGCAGUCAUUGGCAAUUACAUUUUGUCAGGCAACAUAUUCCCGUUUCCGAGAAGUUAAAAGCAAGCCUGGUCCUCUCUGGAAGCCUUUGCUGCUUGCUAUAUCAUCAUGCUAUUUAUGUUAUCCUGAAGUUGUAGAGGGUAUUUUGGAGAAGGAUGGAGAUGGGGGCUUUGAAACCUGGGUAUCUGCCCUUGGACUUGUUUCCACCAGCUCUUUCAAACCUGGACUAUCAACAGAACCCGAGAUAAAGUUAAUUGUGCUGGCACUGGCGAAAGUAGUUGAACGGCUGUUGGUACUUGGAAAGUCAUCUGGUGCUUUGUUACGGGAAUGCUUUACUUCACUGAUGGAAGCAUCUGUACGAUUAAACGAAGUGAGGAAAGAGCAGGAAGAAGACGGAGAAGAAGAAACUGAGGAUGAUGAUGAAAUCGAAGAAGAAGAUGAUGAUGAGGAUUCGGAGGAUGAUGAGUAUGAAGAGACUGAAGAAGAAUUUCUGAAUAGGUAUGCUGAAGCAGCUCUUGCCUUGGAAAAUGGCACAGGUAUCGAAGAGGGUGAUAUAGAAGAUGAAGACCGGGAAAUGGAUUUUGAGCAAGGCUGCCUAGAGGAAAUUGAUCUGCAAAGAGUUGUAUUGUCACUUCUGGAGAGAUACCACCCUAUUGUCAUACAAGGACAGGCAUUCCCGCCACAACUGAUUUCGAGUUUCCUAGAUGCUUUCCCUCAAUGUAGGUCAUUCUUCCAGCAUUCUAGUUGA
Messenger RNA from Prunus armeniaca (apricot), 3288 nucleotides. NCBI's taxonomy places the organism in Eukaryota, Viridiplantae, Streptophyta, Magnoliopsida, Rosales, Rosaceae. The record is from the annotation of a GenBank genome assembly.